Messenger RNA from Girardinichthys multiradiatus, 3565 nucleotides. RefSeq names its product golgi membrane protein 1 (gene golm1). Bases 180 to 1391 code for a protein of 403 amino acids. The record is from RefSeq and is a predicted model, not a curated record. Gene Ontology annotation, cellular component: Golgi apparatus. NCBI's taxonomy places the organism in Eukaryota, Metazoa, Chordata, Actinopteri, Cyprinodontiformes, Goodeidae. The transcript has 11 exons.
CACACAGACUGCUUUUCUCAGGCUCGGCUGUUUGUAUGACAGUAAUGUCAGCGAGCUACCGAGUGUUGUAGCUUUGAACAUUCUCUGAAGAAGCGGUCUGCGUUUUGAAUAUAUUAAAGAUUAUCACAUCAUAAACUAGACAUUUUUUUAUUUGUCUUUAUCGUUCACAUCUGACAGCCAUGGGUGGACUGGGGAAUGGUCGCCGUGGGGGAAGAGCCCCUCCUUUGAUGGUGGCCGCCCUAAUUGCCUGUAUUUUGGUUUUGGGCUUUAACUACUGGGUGUCCAGUUCUCGCAACCUGGAGCUACAGACCAAGCUAUAUGAGCUGGAAGGCCAGGUGCGACGUGGAGCGAAUGAGCGAGGCGUAGUGGAGAUGAAGAAGAACGAGUUUCAGGAGCAGGUCCAGAAACAGAUGCAGCAGAUCAGUCACAUUGAAAGCCUUCACAAUAAAGAACUUGAUGAUAUCCAGAACACCUACACCCAAGAGAAGGCCAAACUACAGCAAAAUAUAUCCUCCAGCACCAAAACUAUCGAGGAACUUAAAGGUCAGCUGAAUCAGCUAAAUGAUGACUUGGGGAAGCUUCAGAAAGAGCUGCAGAGUUGCCAAGCCAACACAAGCACCCUCAACAAUAAAUUCACCGUUGACAUGGCCCACUGUCAGUCCCAGGUCCUGUCCCAAAAGAUGCUCUGUGAUGAGAAAGUGGCUGCUGUUAAACUGGAAGCUCAGAAGAAUAUGCAGGAAGAGGUCUCGCCUCCAGGUGAUCCCGGACAGCAGAAAAACUCCGAUUUCGGAGCAUUGAAAGAAGACCCGACAUUGAAGGCUGUUCCCAGUGAGGCUGGACCAAUGGCUGUAGUGAGCCAGAUUUCAACCAUCUCUCAGGGCAAAGGAAAUAAAGCUCCUGAGCUGCUCCUCACCAACGAUAUCGAUAUUUACAAAGAAUCGCCAGAAAAGCGUCCUGCAGAUGGACUUUCUAAAGUCCAGAAUGUUCUAUCAACUGCUUCAGGGACUCAAAGUAAACUGCAGCAAAAAAAGAGAGAGGGUAAAACAGAAAAGGCAGAGGAAACGACCGGUAAAGGUUUAACAAACAAUCUGAUGAAUGAUAAAGAAAUAGAGGUGAUGGACAUUCACGAGGAAGGUGCUCAGACUGAAGAAUCAGAUCCUGGGAUGGAGGACAUGCUGAUUGGUCAAGGAAAGACAGAUGAGACGGCUAAUGGUCAGAGACUUGAGGAACCAGACGAAUAUGACGCAGACGAGCAAGUAGUUGGCGGAGUUGAUCUGGAGAAAGAACAGAGAAAUAAAAACAUGGAGGAGGAAAUGGCUGACUACAAUGGAGACGAUGAGAACGAAGGAGAGUUUGAAGCCGACAAACAAGCGGCACUUGCUCAGAUCUAAGAGACAAAACUGAAGAAUCCUGCAGAUGUCUCAUUCAGAGAACAGAAGAUGUGCACCGCAGCUCAAUGCAGCAACCAAGCAAACUCAGCAAAAACCGAACCAAGUCGCAGAGCUUUCUUGGUUCCAUUUGGGCGAUCAGUUUACCUGUUUUUGUUUUCUCCUUUGAACAUCCGUCAUGUGCCAUUUCCAUUUUUGUUAUUUCAACAACUCUUCAGUCAUUUUAGUGAAUGUCAAACGUAACUGAAGAUAGCUCAAGACUUGAUACCAUUUGGGUCACGUCAACGUAGAUUAAAAUGAGAAGAUUCUGAUGACUUGUUAUGGUCACUCGAUAGCAGCUAUGAACUCGGAUGUCAACGUAACCCUGUUGGGUUUCAGGGGUGUGAAAUACUGGGAUGAGCUUCAACAUCUGUGAGGUUGCUGUGACACACAUCAGCCAGCAGAGGGCUCUGCAUUACAGCUCUCGUUAUAGCAUCUUUAACAAGGCUUCGACUUUCUCCUGGAUAAUUCCUCUUAGAACAUUUCUUUUGUAUUUGAAUUCACUUCAAGUCCAUAUUCCUGGAUCUCCUACCCUGUCACCUAAUUUUCCUUUAACAGAUGGAAAAGUCCGUUCCUGUUUAUUUAAAAAUAGAGCCCUUUUAUAGAUGAUUCAGAUGUUUUGUUUGAAACAUAUUUUUAUUGCAAGGUAUUUAUAUUUUAUAUUCAAUCAUCAAUUCUACACUAUUGUAGAAAUUUUCAAGCAUUUCCUUCUGAGUUGUGUUUUAUUCUGCAAAACAUCAAAUGGAUCAUUAUUUGCAGCUUUGUGCAUCUAAUAGAAAAAGGUGGGAAAACUGUAACAAGUAUGCUGGAAAGGCUUAUGUGUAAAUCCGAGAUGCUGCUGCUCCUGGACUUAUCUGCUUUUUUUUUUUUUUUUUGACUAGUUUUGUGUCAACAUCUAAAGCUGCUGAUUCUGUUGGAGGUUGAAUGUUUCAAUUUGUUGGCGAAUUCGCUUGGCGCACCCACAUUCUGCUGCAUCCUCCGUGUUUGUAGCCGGCAGGGACGUCUAAGAACUGCUGUAACGUAACUGUAAACAUUUACACAAAGCAGCAACAUUGUGUUGGGCUUUGUGGCUUCUUGAAGCCAGUAGACAUUAACUCCAACUCUGAGACGAGUUUGUGCAUUUCAGAGUGAAGUUAUACUGAGAUGGAAACUGGGUAAGUGCAAAUAUAAACUAGUUGUAGGCACCAAAAGUAACAAAAAGUCAAUUAAAAUGUAUUGUAGGAAAAUCGGGUUGCCUUGUGAUUUAUGCAGGACAAGAUAUAUAUUUAACAGAUGUCUCCGUAAUGUAGUUGUGAUGAAAUACAUUUUUAUUUUCAUGCUUUAUCAGUUGCCUGUUCCAAGACUACAAUAAUCUUGUAGUUAGAAGUUAUCUUACUAGAAUGCUCUUUGCAUAUCUAAAUAAUUUCAUUGCUGUAGGUUGUGGCUGUUGUACUAAACGUUUAGAUGUUAUGCAGCUGACGGACUGAAAGACUACAAACAAUGGGAGAUCGUUACAUAGUGAAAUAAAGAAAAACAUACGUAAAUAAAACUUUUUCUGUUAUCAAAACCUUUGCAUCAUUAAUAAACUGGUAGGAACUAAUUCAUGUCCAGAUUUUACUAUUUGUUUUUUGUGGCUUCAUAAUAUAAUCUGCCUCUUAAUACAAAACCCAAUCAUAUGUUGAAGAGGUGUUGAUAUUUUUUUAAGCGGCUUUGUUUAUUUUCCUAAUCCAAAUGAGAAAAUUGUCACAUUUUGAAGGAAGAUAUCAACCAGUUUGAGGUGGAGGCAGAUUCAAAGUGAUGUACCCGCUUAAUAAACAAUGAGCCUGUAAUGUUUGUGUUUGAUGGAGAACUGCCAAUGAAACUCCUUCAGUACCAGAUCACCUCUUCUGAUUUCUUUUGCAUUUUUUAGUAUUCUCUGUUACUGUAAGGUGCAGAAAGUUUAAUUGUGAUGUCCAAAUGCUUUAUCUGGCCAUUGGUGUAAAAUGCAAACAUGCUGACCUAAAGAGAAAAUGUUUUCAGUUUACUUUUGAAUGUCUUUGUUUUGGUUGAUUUGAUUCUUUAUAAUGUAACAUUAUUUUUAAAAUGAAAGAUUUAAAUAAUCAUGUCCUUUAUUGAUAGUACAGAUGAAUAAAAAUGUUUUUUUUAUUAAUUAUAUUUUU